AUGAACGGAGGAAACGAUCUUGUGCCAAGACUUGGAUUUGAAGAAAUGAAAAGUGAAAUGAACAAGUAUGGAGUAGAAAUAGCUCAAAAUACGUUAAAAAAUCCUACAACAGAAGAUGUGCAAGGUGUUUAUAGUAUAUGUAUAAAAUACAUUUUAAAUAAAGACAUUAACAAUAUAAGGAUUGAAGAAUUUACUGGAGAUUUAAAAAGUUCUAUGCCAUCAAUUGAUGGUAUUCAAAUAUUACCAAAUGAAGGAAAGAAUCAUUUACAAGCUAUUGGUAAUUUAAGAUUUAUUAGACAUUGUGAAAAAAUUAAUAGGAUAUUAAAUAUUGAAAAUACAUUGAGUUAUAUAUUUAAACCUGUAAGUAGUCAUGUAACCAAAUUAAUUAAUGCCUUUAUAUAUUUUAUGAAAUAUAAAGAACAGUUAUAUAAUGAAAAUGAUGCCAAAAUUAAAAAAAUUCAAGAAAAAAAAAUUGAAGACAGUACUCUAGAUAACGAACUCAAAAGUGUUCAGAACGAAUUACAAAUAUUACUUUCGAAACAUGAAGAAAUAAGGAAUAGUAUUCUGAAGGAAAAAAAUACAAAAAGAAAUUACGAGGAAGAAAUUAUCGAAAACCAAAAUCUUUUAAAUUCUCAACAAAGUGUUAUUAUUUCCUUAAAAUCAACAAAAGAUAAAAUUGUCAAUGAAACAAAUGAAUUAAUUUUUCAGUUUUCUAGACUUCGACAAAAAAAAGAAGAUUUAGAAGAUCAAAUUGUUCCUUCACCAGAAAAAUUACAACAAUAUAAUGAAGAAUUAAAGGAUUUAUUAUUUGAACAUUUGUCUUAUUUUGAAGCAGAUAAAAAAAAAAAUGAAGAAAUUAAAAACAAAAUAAAUGUUGCUGACUUGUGCAUAAAAAAAUUGGUUGAUUUAUUAACUACCUUAACAAGUCAUAUAGAUGAAACAAUUAAAUUUCAUAUUAAUAAAAAAAGUGAAUUAAAAAGUUUGGAGAAAAAUAUAAAAUCUCUGGAAGCAGAAAAACAAAAUUUAACAAAUAAAAAACAGGAGCAACAACAGUUGCUAAUAAACACAGAACAGUCUUUUGUUCAGGAGCAAAAUAAAUGGAAUCAAAAAAUUGAAGAAGAACAAAAAAAUUAUGUCCUCGUCGAAAAAAAUGUAACACAAAUAUAUGAAAAUAUAGACAGUGUAAACAUAAAAAUUAAUAGAGAAGUGCAGGAAAUUAAAAAUAUCAUAAAACAUAUUCAGGAUACUAUAAAUAGCUAUAAUCAAAAUUUUGCUAUCAUUACGGACCUUAUAGAAAAUACGAAAAAAUCUAAAACCAUAUUGACGGAAAAAAUACAGAAUAAUGUGCAAAAAUUUAUUAAAACGCAUAUAUAA
Messenger RNA from Plasmodium malariae, 1374 nucleotides. RefSeq names its product kinetochore protein NUF2, putative (gene NUF2). The transcript has a single exon. The record is from RefSeq and is a predicted model, not a curated record. The coding region runs from base 1 to 1374 and encodes 457 amino acids. Lineage: Eukaryota; Apicomplexa; Aconoidasida; Haemosporida; Plasmodiidae. Gene Ontology annotation, cellular component: kinetochore; Ndc80 complex.